AUAAAAUUUUAAACACAAUCCCUCUAUAUCCUUUCAUAAUUAUUUGCUUGUGAGCAUGAUUCUGAUGAAUCAUCUUUCCAUCUUGUUUGGGAUUCAAACAGGUGAGUCUCCUUCUUUUGCCUCUGAUGGUGAAAAUUCAAAUCAGACAUUAGCAGCAGAAAAGGUUGCCUUGUCAAACACUGUGAGAUCAUCCCCUAGAGGAACCGGAAAUCAUGUUAUCUCUUCAGGACAAUUCCUCUCUUGCACAGCUUUUGGCAUUUUCACAAAACGUAAGCUUUGCUAUGGAUGCAUCAAGAAAAGCACAGAUCACACUUGCAGCUGCUAAGGGAAAGUCCUCUGAUACACGAUACAGUAGUGAUGGCAUAACAUCCAUCAAAAAGGCUCUUGAUUUCAGUUUUCAGGACAUGGAGAAAUUGUUGCAUGUGGUGAGGCUUGCAAUGGAGUCCAUAAACCGGUGACUUUGAAUUAUGACCCCAUCCUGUAAAAGUAAGUUUUAAUCUCACUUGCCAUACCCAUACUCAGAGAGAAGACAAGAGGAGGAAAAGUGAUCUUUGAGUUUUGCUUGGAAAAUUGAAGACAGAGUCCAUAUUAAAUUUGUUUGUUGUUUUACUUUUUUCAAAGUAUAUAGUGG
Molecule: messenger RNA, 631 nt
Organism: Thlaspi arvense
Lineage: Eukaryota; Viridiplantae; Streptophyta; Magnoliopsida; Brassicales; Brassicaceae
Source: the annotation of a GenBank genome assembly